AGCAGUGACGUCGUCGUAGAGAUCCUCGGUGCCCACGUAGGUUGCGUCUAGACUCGGUGGUUACGCUUCCAGGGGGUGAAUUGGUGAACUCACUGCAAAUUCUGAUUACCGUUUAAAUUGACGAUGGCUGUGAGAUUGAGUUGGGUUUCUAUUGGCAUUGUGGGAGAAUUGAUGCGAGAGAGUAGCGUGAACGCGUUCUGAGUUUGGAAAUCUUUGGGUGCUGUAGUGCACUGAGGAUCGUUCCUCACUUCGUUUCGUUGCAGGUGUCGAGUUCUGUUGUUUGGAGUUUGUAUUUUUAUUUAUAUUUACUUUUUCUUUUUUUAGUAUUCUCGCUGAUUUUACAUUUUCGAUGGACUGUUCAAUUUCGUGUAGGAUUAUGGUUGUCGUUGGCAGGGAAAGGUUCGCGUUUGAUGUGUGUAGAAUGAUAUGACAGAUGAUCGAAGGGGUUUAGUUGUGCGUGUUUGUUGUUUUUCUGAGCUUCGUAUUCGAGAGGGCAUCGCUGCACUCAUCUGCACAGUUCAUGAGCUUUUGAUAGGAUAAGCAGGCUGGCUUAGACAUCGGGGGUAUUAUGAAGGCUCCACUUUCAUUUGCUUCGGUCUCUCGACAGUGGUGAAGUUCACUUCCGUUGCAACGUUCGGCUGUAGCAUUCACGCUGUGACUUGUUCUGGAAUGGAAGCUGAUGCGAUAGAGCGGCGCUAGGAGCAAGGUCAAUGUGAAGACGGAUUCUUCUUAGAGCUUCGAUUCCGGCAACUCAUGACGGCCCGUGUGAUCGCUGCAGCGAGUUCGUCUCUUAUGCUCACCUUCGUCACGUAAACCCACAAAGCGGUAAGGCUUACUCAUUGCUGCGAACAGUUUUUGUUUCCGGUCACUGAGUGACCACUUUCCCCUUGUCAAUGUCAAAGGGCAAAAGUGCAUCAGAGAAGAUGCAACGCGUUGUGCGCAAGCUCCAAAGGCGAAUCGGUAAUAACAACCAGCAAUAUCAGAAGCUCAGUCCCGAUGCAGCAUCGCUCAGGAUUGGAGUAAGUUUACCCAAACGAACCUCCUUGUCUGGAUUACGGCAAAUUGCUCCAGAAUCAGAUGACGAGCCUCCAGACUUCGCCCCUUCAGAUGUGCCACAGGGCUUUCUGGCCGUCUACGUUGGGAGCGAGAGGCAGAGAUUCGUCAUCAGCGCUGCUUCUCUCAAGCAUCAAAAGUUUAAAGAGUUGCUGGAGAAAUCUGCUGAAGAAUAUGGGUUUGCGCACAAAGGUGGGUUGAACAUUGCUUGCGACGUCGUCUACUUCGAGUAUCUCUUGCGGUAUAUCAAGGGGAGGUAGCCCAGGAUACAGCUGAACUGUAGGACCUGCUUCCCCAAUCGAUAUUCGAUUCUCUCAGAAGCAACUCUUCUCCCAGGAAAUUACACUCGCAAGCCAUUACUGAAACGCAGAAUAGUGGUAUUUCCCAAGGCAGCAGCUGAGGCUCAUUUUCAGAGACACAGGAGUAGCUAGAUGGCAGGAUAUUCAAUAGUUAUUCGCAGUUGAACGGGGUAUCAGAACAGAUGAAUGAUCUGCUGAUCGAUGUAUAUAACGAAGUUGUGAUUGAAGCGUCAGGGACGUCAAGGAAAAACAAAAGACCAUACAAACGAAGCGUUUUUAGAGAAUAGAAUUUAGAAAAUUACUGUAACAUCACAAAAGUGUUGACAUUAUUAGUUUCCCCGAGUUUGCAAUGAUCCGAGAUGUGGUGUAAAGGUUUUGGUGAAUCAAUCAUUUGGCUGAACCUCUUUCACUCA
Messenger RNA from Physcomitrium patens, 1765 nucleotides. Lineage: Eukaryota; Viridiplantae; Streptophyta; Bryopsida; Funariales; Funariaceae. The record is from RefSeq and is a predicted model, not a curated record.